AGAAUGGAUGGUCAUGGUGAAAUUGGGCUGAUUGGUGAAAACUUUGAUCCUGGUUUCAUUGGAAGGAUGAGAGAAGAUGGAUAUGAUGAGAGUAGGUCCGGCAGUGAUAAUUUUGAAGUUGCUUCCGGUGACGAUCAGGAUGUCGCCGCCGAUGGUGGACCAAGGAAGAAGAAGAAGUAUCACCGGCACACCCCACGGCAAAUACAAGAGCUUGAAUCUUUCUUCAAGGAGUGCCCUCAUCCUGAUGAAAAACAAAGAAUGGAGCUUAGUAGGAGGCUAGGUUUAGAGGGCAAUCAAAUAAAAUUUUGGUUUCAAAACAGGAGAACCCAGAUGAAGACUCAAUUGGAACGCCAUGAGAAUGUAAUUCUUAGAGAAGAGAACGAUAAACUCCGUGCCGAGAACGACUUGUUGAAGCAGGCCAUGACUGCCCCUGUAUGCAACAGUUGUGGUGGUCCUGCAGUGCCUGGUGAAAUAUCUUUCGAACAACACCAGCUUAGGAUCGAGAAUGCUCGAUUGAAAGAUGAACUCGGCCGGAUAUGUGCUUUAACAAACAGGUUCUUAGGCAGGCCUCUCUCGUCAUUGGGCAGUCCUAUUCCUUCUCAGGGAUUGAAUUCGAAUUUGGAGCUUGCAGUUGGAAGGAAUGAUUUUGGUGGCCUGAACAAUGCAGGCGCUACAAUGCUAAUGGGAUUCGACUUCGGUGAUGUCUCUAUGAUGCCCUUCAUGAAACCGGUUGUCAAUGAAAUGCAAUAUGACAAGUCGGCUUUUGUUGAUCUUGCUUUGUCGGCUAUGGAUGAAUUAAUUAAGAUGGCACAGAUAGAUAAUCCUCUUUGGAUAAAUGGCUUGGAUGGUGGGAUGGAAUCCUUGAACAUUGAGGAGUACAGGAGGACUUUCUCCUCGAGCAUUGGUAUGAAACCGAGCAGCUAUGCAACUGAGGCUACACGGGCGACCGGACUGGUUUACCUCCACGGCUUGGCUCUUGUAGAGGCACUGAUGGAUUCGAACCGUUGGGUGGAAAUGUUUCCGUGCAUGAUUUCUAGAGCAGCAACCAUCGAUAUGGUGUCCAGCGGUUCGGGUGGAACCAGGGACAACGAGUUACUAGUGAUUGAUGCUGAAUUUCAAGUGCUUUCACCGUUGGUUCCUGUCCGUCAAGUGAGAUUCAUCCGGUUUUGUAAGCAGCAUUCGGAGGGCAUAUGGGCUGUGGUCGAUGUUUCGAUUGAUGCCAGCCAAGGUGCUGCAAAUACACAAAUGUUCCCAAACUGCAGGAGGUUUCCCUCUGGCUGCCUUAUCCAAGACGUCGAUAAUAAGUGUUCCAAGGUUACAUGGGUCGAACACUCGAAGUAUGAUGAAAGUGCCGUUCACCAUCUCCUGCAGCCGGUAAUCAGUUCUGGUUUUGGGUUUGGUGCACACAGGUGGCUUGCCACUCUCCAGAGGCAGUGUGACUGCAUGGCGGUACUGAUGUCCCAAGAUGUCCCCGGUGAAAAUAAUUCAGGAAUAACUCCGGCUGGGAAGAAAAGCUUGCUAAAGCUUGCGCAGCGCAUGACGAAUAACUUCUGUGCCGGAGUUUGUGCUUCAAGCGUUCGUGAAUGGGACAAGCUUAGUGUCGGUAAUGUUGGUGAAGAUGUAAGGGUGAUGACACGGAAGAAUAUAAAUGAUCCCGGUGAGCCUCAUGGUGUUGUGCUGAGUGCUUCUACUUCUGUUUGGAUGCCGAUAACACAAGAACGGCUGUUUGAUUUCUUGCGGGACGAACGAAUGCGGAGUGAAUGGGACAUUUUGUCGCAUGGCGGGCCAAUACAAGAGAUGGUCCGUGUUGCCAAGGGCAUGGAACGUGGUAACUGUGUCUCUCUCCUUCGCGGCACGGCCGCUAAUGCAAACAAGAACAGCAUGCUAAUUUUACAAGAAACAUGGAGUGAUGCCUGCGGAGCAUUCGUAGUUUACGCACCCGUGGACAUAUCGUCGAUGAGUGCAGCGAUGAAUGGCGGCGAUUCGGCGUACGUUGCACUCUUACCAUCAGGAUUUGCAAUUCUUCCUUCCAUGUCGCCUAGUUAUCACGGUGGACAAAGCGACUCAAACGGACCUUCGGUGAAACCCGAGAUUGAUGGGAGUACAAGUGGUGGAUGCCUGCUUACGGUAGGAUUUCAGAUUCUGGUGAACAACGUUCCCACCGCGAAAUUGACAAUGGAAUCGGUGGAAACCGUCAACAAUCUGAUCGCCUGCACGAUUCAAAAGAUCAAAGCUUCGCUUACCGUAACAUAGGCGGAGCAACAACGUAAGGUAAUUGCAUAUAAUUUUAUGCUUUUGUGAAAGAGAGAAACAGUAAUAGAGAUAUGGAGAUGAGUUGGGUUAUAAGUCAAGAACGAACCGCCGGCGCCGGAGGCCAUGGAUGUUGCAGGAGGGGAUUGUGGUUCGGGCAUUGACUUGGUUGACCUGUGAGACGGUCUUUUUGCAUUUUGGUAGCAUGCUGUGUGAUUUUGAAAAUAAUAAAUAUAUAGAAAAUUAGUAUAAUAUCA
Molecule: messenger RNA, 2507 nt
Organism: Hibiscus syriacus
Lineage: Eukaryota; Viridiplantae; Streptophyta; Magnoliopsida; Malvales; Malvaceae
Product: homeobox-leucine zipper protein ANTHOCYANINLESS 2-like
Exons: 8
Coding region: 4-2253 (749 amino acids)
Biological process (GO): regulation of DNA-templated transcription
Molecular function (GO): DNA-binding transcription factor activity, RNA polymerase II-specific; DNA binding; lipid binding
Source: RefSeq, a predicted model, not a curated record